This is a messenger RNA of Pristis pectinata (smalltooth sawfish), 3607 nucleotides long. Its product is annotated as long-chain fatty acid transport protein 6-like. NCBI's taxonomy places the organism in Eukaryota, Metazoa, Chordata, Chondrichthyes, Rhinopristiformes, Pristidae. Gene Ontology annotation, molecular function: long-chain fatty acid-CoA ligase activity; long-chain fatty acid transmembrane transporter activity. The record is from RefSeq and is a predicted model, not a curated record. The transcript has 10 exons. Bases 272 to 2143 code for a protein of 623 amino acids.
UUGGCUCUGGUGGACAAAUGCUAAACUUCUUACUGCACAGGACCUCAGUUGCAGGAUGACCCGUCUUUAUUUGUUGCUGAACGUUUACACUGUCCGGCCAUUGCCCUUCUAUAUAUUGGGAGCUGAGGAGGGGCGAGAAGAAGGACAUUCUAGAUGUAACGCGAUUGAACCAGGGAGGGUUUGGCAGGAAGGACUGCCCAAGUAGUCGCGGAGGCUCAGGGAAGGAGAGAUCAGUGGUACAGUGUGAGGUCUGGAGCAGCGGCCGGACACGAUGCUGUCUGUGGCGGCAGUGGUGGCGGCGGCAGCAGCAGCCCUGGGCUUGCUCCUGCUACUGAAGGUCAGGCUGCCGUGCCCGUUCGAGGACGCGCUCUUUCUACUCCGGUUCGGCAGCUUCGGCUUCAAGUUGCUGCGAAUCUACUUAACCGGCAGGGUGGUCACCGUGCUCGACCGCUUCGCUCAGCGGACGAAGUCGAACCCGAACAAGACCUUCCUCUUAUACGAGGGUCGCUCUUACACUUACCGGGAGGUGGAUAGAAGGAGCGACCAGGUCGCCCAGGUCUUCGCUCGGCCCCGGGCUGGGUUGCGAGCCGGGGAGACGGUGGCCCUACUGAUGAGCAACGAGCCCGACUUCGUGUGUGUUUGGUUCGGCUUGUCCAAGCUGGGCUGCGCCCUGGCGUUCCUCAACACUAACAUGCGCUCACGGUCGCUGCUGCACUGCUUGGACGCCUCGGGUGCUACGACCCUGAUAGUCGGAGCAGAUCUAAUUGAUGCUAUGAAAGACAUUCUUACACAUAUCAAGGAGAAUAACAUAUCAGUCUGGGUUAUGGGAAAAAGCUGCAUAUACCAAGGAGUGAAUACUCUCGCGGAUAAAGUGGAAGAAGCACCUGACAGUCCUGUGCCAACAUCGUGGCGAUCUACACACCACUUGAAAUCUACCUUUCUUUAUAUAUUCACCUCAGGAACAACAGGGUUACCAAAGGCCGCUGUAAUAAGCCAUCUACAAUCCUUGAGGGCAAGUGUUGGAUUUUCGAUUUUUGGAGUCACUAAGGAUGAUGUCAUCUAUAUUUCACUUCCUCUGUAUCAUGGUGCAGCCUCUCUCUUAGGAAUUGGUGGUUGCAUUGAGCUAGGUGCAACAUGUGUGCUAAAGAAGAAAUUCUCAGCCACCCAGUUCUGGAAUGACUGCCGAAAGUAUAAUGUUACAGUAUUCCAGUACAUUGGAGAACUCUGCCGCUAUCUGUGUAAUCAGCCAAAGUCAGAAGGAGAACAAAAGCACCAAGUACGCAUGGCUGUUGGAAAUGGUUUAAGGACUGAUGUCUGGAAAGAAUUUCUCAUGCGUUUUGGUAACAUUAAGAUCUGUGAGUUUUAUGGUGCAACAGAAGGAAAUAUCUUCUUUAUGAAUUACACAGGCAAAAUGGGAGCUGUGGGACGAAGCACAUUCCUUCAUAAGGCAUUUCUGUCAUAUAAAUUGGUGAAAUAUGAUGUUCAGAAUGAAAAGCCCAUAAGGAAUGAACAAGGAAUAUGUGAAAUAGUUAACAAAGGUGAGACUGGACUCCUCCUGUCUUCAGUGACUAAGUGGAAUCCAUUCAGUGGUUAUGCUGGAAACAAGAAGUAUUCAGAACAGAAGCUCCUCAGAGAUGUUUUUAAAAAGGGUGACGUGUAUUUCAAUACUGGGGACCUGAUGUCUGAGACUGAAGACAGCUAUAUUUACUUUCGUGAUCGGGUUGGGGACACUUUCAGGUGGAAAGGGGAAAAUGUUGCAACCACAGAAGUGGCCGAAAUAAUUGGAAUGCUGGAUAUGGUGGAAGAAGCCAAUGUGUAUGGGGUAGCUAUUCCAGGAUAUGAAGGCAGGAUAGGAAUGGCAGCAAUCAUCCUGAAACCAGAUCAAGUGUUUGAUGAAAAAAUUAUAUAUAACCAUGUUGUGAAACAUCUGCCAAGCUAUGCUUACCCGCGCUUCCUAAGGAUCCAGGAAACCAUGGAGAUGACUACUACAUUCAAGAGAAAAAAAUUGAAUUUGGUAGAAGAAGGAUUUAAUCCUAAAAUAAUAACUGAGCCCUUGUAUUUCCUGGAUACAUCCGAGAAAUCUUACAUUCCUAUGACGGAACAAAUCUACAACCAGAUUUUGUCAUUCGAGAUAAAAUUAUGAGCCAUAUUUACGAUCUGCAGAUUUUACUAUUAUGACGACAGGAAUCCAAUAUGACCACUGGAUCAGCAAAUAAUUUUAUAGUGUUAAUUUUAAUACCAAUUGUAUUUUAUCAACAUUAUAUCAGAAGAUGGAAUUUUUUUUAACUUGUAUAUAAUUUUAACUUGUAUUUCUGUAACAAGAUAUAUUCUUGAAACUAAAUACAUUUUAAAAAUACUUUCUAAACUAUUUAAAAGAAGUCUGCAUUGGAUUUUUGUUUGAUUGAACAAAGCAGUGUUUUAAAUGCUCCCAGGUGGUUUUUAGUGAUGUCCUGCACCAUCAAUAUGACCCGUUUAAAUUCUUAAAUUUCCUGCACCCAUAUCCCAAUCUUUGUUAAAUGCAUAGUUGUAAUCUUAAUUACAGUACCCAUUUCAUUCCUACCAUUACAUUUGCCUUGUUUUUGACUAGGUCCCAUUUCAGAGAAGGUCCAAGGUAAGAACUAACUACUUACAGGAGCGUCUGCAGAUGCUGGAAUCUGGAGCAACAUAAAUAACAUUUUUAUCCAGUUCCCCAGGCUUCAGGAAUCUUAGCAUUUGCAAGCAGGCAAGACAUGCUGACAGAAUCCAUAUCAUUCAUGGGAAAGUGAUUUUGCAGCACCACUUGUGAGCCAGGAAGGCCAGGAGUUGCUCUUCUAAGCUCAUCAAGCUGCUUAAUAAACCUCAUGUCAUGAUCUGUCUGUUCCCUUAUCCACCAUCACACUCAUGCUAUGUGAUCUGGACACUUGGACUCCCCGUGAUCCAGGUCCAGCAGUCUAUGAUAUGAACCAUUCCACAACCUGGAGCCCACUAUAAUCUAUUUCCCUUUCCCCACAAUCUUGCUCACCCCUCAGUACAUUAAUAUACUCUCAAAGGGCUACACUCUGUCAAUUAGAAUGUCUGUGGGCAAGAAAUACUGGAGUUAAAUUCCACAAGACAUCACCAAUACCCAUUCUACCACAUUAGUAUAGGAAGGACUCAGAAUUGGGAAGGAGCCUGGUUUCACUGGCCAGUUUUUAAUAAUGUACUAACUCCUUGCCAUCCAUGUUUGCAAUUAUCUUUCCCUCUAUUCACACUGGAGAACAAUGCACGUGUUGUGGGAUUGUCAUUCUGAAGAAUGUGCUCAAACGUUGUCUCCUUUUCACAGCAGCCUGAUCAAAGUCGGGUCAAGAAAGCAAUGAAAAAUAAAAAGUUGAUUUGAAAAAAUAUAAUCAAAAUCACAAACCAUUAUAUCUAACACAUUUCUGUGAUGGAAGAUCAUCUACCUGAAUUGUUAAUGCUAGGUUUGUUCUGCAUUGUUACCUGCUAUUUUUCUCUUUAAGCCCUACCAUUUUUUUUCAUUUCCACUUUGUUGAGCAGCUUUACCCUACCUCUGGGAUGCAUGGGGUGACACUGAUUCUUUCUCCACUGAGGAAGAAAAUAAAAUGUAUAAAGUAAUUGAGAAAUACAGGAA